AUGCAAGGCCCGCAGCCCGCGCAGCCCAUCACGAACGAGCGCACGUUCCUGCUAAUGCGCAAGGUGGAGGUCGACGAUGACGCCGAGGCGGCGUACGAGCUCGGCAUGGGCCACCACUUCGAGACGAACGACGCGCGACGACAGCAGUACCUCGCGCGCGCGGUGCACCUGGGCCACAAGCACGCGCAGGCCACCUGCGGCUCCAUCGCGUACGCGCACGCGAUGACGCUCGCGGAGGGCGACCCGAAGCGUCGCGAGACGUUCGAGAUCGCGGUGAAGCACUUCGCGCAGGCGGCGAGGGACAUGGACCACGACGACGCGACGCACGACCUCGGCGUGUGCCACCUCCACGGAAGAGGCGUCGAGAAGGACGAGGAAAAGGCGGAGGAGUUUUUCCGCCAAGCCGCGCUGAGGGGGCACGCGAACGCGCAGUACUGCGUCGCGAUGCUCGUCGUCGGCAGGGACGCGCAGGAGGCGGCGCGCUGGUGCGCGAACGCCGCCGCGCAGAACCACGAGGGCGCGAAGGACUUUCUCGAGAAGAUGGAGAAGCAAUACGAGAAGGAGUCGAUCCGAGACUGCAUGGCCGGCUUCGAGAGCGGACGGAUGAGCAUGAACCAGAACAUGCACAUCGGGGGGUGA
Messenger RNA from Micromonas pusilla CCMP1545, 639 nucleotides. RefSeq lists its product as uncharacterized. NCBI's taxonomy places the organism in Eukaryota, Viridiplantae, Chlorophyta, Mamiellophyceae, Mamiellales, Mamiellaceae. The transcript has a single exon. The record is from RefSeq and is a predicted model, not a curated record. Gene Ontology annotation, molecular function: protein binding. The coding region runs from base 1 to 639 and encodes 212 amino acids.